CAAGAGUAUCUGGAGUAGUGGCAGUGCCGAGUGCUAGGCGUUGAGAGUGCGCUCCUGAAGACUGGUUGGAGUUGUUAGAACAAGAAACUGGUGGAGAGUUAGUGUGUGUGUGUGAUUUUGAUGGUCUGUGGGGUUGUGAUCCUCUGUGUGUGUGUAUGUGUGUGUGAGAUUGUGAUGAUGUGACAGUGAUGGGGGUGUGGUUGUGUGUGUGAUUGAGUAAUUGUUAUGGGAUAUUUGUGUCGUGGUUAUGUUUGUGAUUGUGUGUGAUUUAUGAUAAUGUGUGUGGUGUUGUCUGUGUGAUUGUCAGGUAGGUGUGCAGGGUGUGUGAGUGUGGAGGUGUUUGCGAUUGUGAUAUGUGUAGUGGUUGUCUUAACCUCGGUGGACUUCUCUGUAGCCUUUGGUAUAAUUGGUUUCCGCUUGAAAAAAAUUUUCUGUAUUUGGUUUCACGUGGUCUUUCCUUCCCAUUGGCCACUCUUUCUUAGUCUCUUUUGCUGCCCGUCCCGCCCCCGCCCCCCCCCCCCCAGCAGUUCUUGGCCCUAUUCUGUAGCUUGCCAGUUUCCCUUGGUGAUCUUUUCCAGAUUUAUUAUUUCAUUUUCCUAUGGGUUUUAUUAUAUGUGUUAAUUAUUUUGAUCAUAAUAAUGCUGCCUAACAAACCACUCAAACUCAGUGGCAUGCAGCAGCAAGCAUUUAUUCUCUUGUUCUCCGGUUUGCAGAUUCUGUGUUCAGCUUUAUCUAGGCUUGGCUUGCCUGGAUGGCUGGGCGGCAGAAUCGAUUCAGACCUGCUCCACAUGUGUUCUUUUUGCAGCUGAGGCUAAAAGGACGGUGGUUACCAGGACAGUUCUUCUCCUGGUGGAUCACCAGAGUACAAGACAGAUCAUUAAAAAAAAAACAAACCCUUAAAAUCUCUGCUCCCAAGUAUACUAAUAUUAUGUUAGCCAGAGCUAUUCAGAUGCCUAAGCUUAGCAUUAAUUACACCCACAGUCAGAGGGCAAGGCAAAGUUAAAUGGCACAAAGUGUGAAUGUGUAAUCCUCUUAGAGUGAGGUGAAAAAUUGGGACCAAGUUUCCAAUCUAUAACAUUAAGAAACAUGCCUGUUUAUCCUAGUGAAUGUCUUUUAUAGUCCAAGUUCUCUUUUGUCUGAUAAUAUUGCUUUUUGGGUUUUGUUAAUGUAUUUUCCAGGAAUUUCAUUUUAUGUCUUUAUACUUCAGGUCUGUCUCUUGUAAAGAGCAUAUUGCUGGGCUUUUCCCCUUUUUAUCCUGUUUGACUGUUAUUUUAAUAGCCCACAGGUUCUGGCUCCACAAAGAUAAGACACAUCUGUGAUGUGAGGAGAAAGAACCCUGAAGAGCAGGUAUCUAUCAUGGAAGGAGACCUCCUGAUCUGAGACCUUCCCUGGAAGCUGGGGAGUUCUGAGAUAGAGUGGACACUGAAAUUGCUGGACCUGCACCCUGUCUUAACCCCUCUGUUUAGAGUGGGAAAGGCCUGAAUGACAUCUCAACCUUCAACGAUCAGCAGUAGCUGUGUGACAAUGGAGCAUUUGACCCGGAUGAUGGAAAGGACAGCUUGGCGUUCUCCAGAUUCUGCCCUUUUCGAGGAAGAAGAGGAUAUGACCAGUUCUCUUGAAACAGUAACAUUUAAGGAUGUGGCUGUGGACCUCACCCAGGAGGAAUGGCAGCAAAUGAAACCUGCUCAGAGGGACUUGUACCGUGAUGUGAUGCUGGAGAACUAUAGCAACCUAGUCACAGUGGGCUGCCAAGUCACCAAACCAGAUGUGAUCUUCAAGUUGGAGCAGGAAGAAGAGCCAUGGGUGGUAGAAGAAGAAAUGCUUGGGAGGCACUGUCCAGAAGUUUGGGAAGUUGAUGAACAGAUCAAGAAGCAACAGGAAACACUUUUGAGGAAAGUCACAUCCAUCUCCAAGAAAACUCUUAUUAAGGAAAGUGUCAUUGAAUGUAAAAAAGUUGCAGAAGUAUUUCCUCUGAGCUCAGACAUUGUUACUUCAAGACAAAACUUCUUUGAAUGUGACUCACUUGAUAAGGGUUUUGAACAUAAUUUAGACUUACUUAGUUAUGAAAAGGGCUGUAUAAGAGAGGGAAAUUAUGAAUGUAAUAAGUAUGGGAAACCAUUUUACCAUUGCUCAUCCCACAUUGUAACCCCCUUUAAGUGUAAUCAGUGUGGACAAGACUUUAGUCAUAAAUUUGACCUCAUCAGACAUGAGAGAAUUCAUGCUGGAGAGAAACCCUAUGAAUGUAAGGAAUGUGGAAAAGCUUUCAGUAGGAAGGAAAAUCUUAUUACACAUCAAAAAAUUCAUACUGGGGAAAAACCAUAUAAGUGUAAUGAAUGUGGAAAAGCUUUCAUUCAGAUGUCAAACCUUAUUAGACACCAGAGAAUUCAUACUGGAGAGAAACCUUAUGCAUGUAAGGAUUGUUGGAAGGCCUUCAGUCAGAAAUCAAAUCUCAUUGAACAUGAGAGAAUUCAUACUGGAGAAAAACCCUAUGAAUGUAAGGAAUGUGGAAAAGCCUUCAGCCAGAAGCAAAAUCUUAUUGAGCAUGAGAAAAUUCACACUGGCGAGAAACCUUAUGCAUGUAAUGAAUGUGGUAGAGCUUUUUCUCGAAUGUCAUCUGUUAAUCUACAUAUGAGAAGUCACACAGGGGAGAAGCCCUAUAAAUGUAAUAAAUGUGGAAAAGCCUUCUCUCAGUGCUCAGUAUUUAUUAUACAUAUGAGAAGUCAUACAGGUGAGAAACCCUACGUAUGCAGUGAAUGUGGGAAAGCAUUCUCUCAAAGUUCAUCCCUUACUGUACAUAUGAGAAAUCAUACAGCUGAGAAACCCUAUGAAUGUAAUGAAUGUGGAAAAGCCUUCAGCCGGAAAGAAAAUCUCAUUACACAUCAAAAAAUUCAUACUGGAGAGAAACCUUAUGAAUGUAAUGAAUGUGGGAAAGCUUUUAUUCAGAUGUCAAACCUCAUCCGACACCAGAGAAUUCAUACUGGUGAAAAACCCUAUGCAUGUACAGUAUGUGGGAAAGCUUUUAGUCAGAAAUCAAAUCUCACUGAACAUGAGAAAAUUCAUACUGGAGAGAAACCCUAUCAUUGUAAUCAGUGUGGAAAAGCUUUCAGUCAGAGACAAAAUCUCCUUGAACAUGAAAAAAUUCAUACUGGAGAGAAACCUUUUAAAUGUAAUGAAUGUGGUAAAGCCUUCUCUCGAAUCUCAUCCCUUACUCUUCAUGUUAGAAGUCAUACAGGGGAGAAGCCAUAUGAAUGUAAUAAAUGUGGAAAAGCCUUCUCCCAAUGCUCAUUACUUAUUAUACAUAUGAGAAUUCACACUGGUGAGAAACCCUUUGAAUGUAAUGAAUGUGGGAAAGCAUUCUCUCAAAGAGCAUCCCUUUCUAUACAUAAGAGGGGUCAUACAGGUGAGAAACGCCGAGUAUACUAAGUGAAUAAAAGGGCUUCUCUUAAAUUCAAUCCAUGCUUUACUUAACUUUAAAAUAUCUUGGCAUAAUCUCAAAAAAUGAACAAGAUCUUUAUAAAAAAAUUGUAAAGCUUUAUUGAAGGGCAAAAGACUUGAGUAAAUGGAGAGAAAUACCAUGGAUGUAGAUUGAAAAACACAAUAUCAUAAAAUGUCUUUUCUCCCCAAAUUAAUCUGUGGACCUAAUAUAGUUCCAAACAUCUAACAAGAAUUUUCUAGGAUCUUUACAAUAUGAUUCUAAAGUUCAUAUGAAAUAAAAGGCUAUGGAUUACUGAGACAAUAUGGAGUAAGAACAGAGAGGACACACCUUCUACUAUGUACUACACAUAUUAAGAAAUUAUGGUCAUAUAAUAGUGUGUGGUAGUAUUACAUUAAUGGAUAAAUUUAAAAGUUUUACAAAAUAGAAUGCCUAGAAGUAAACCAAUGAAUAUAUACAAACUUGUUGUAUAUUAGACAUGAUGUCUUGAAUAAGUAGAAUAAUGACAGCAUAGUCAAUAAAAAUAGUUGGAGUAUUCGAAUCUCCAUAUUGGGGGAAAUAAAAUUACAUACAACCUUACAACACAUAAAAGACAGAAUUCCAAAGGAUUUCAACACUGAAAUGUGAAAAGCCAAACUCUGAACUCCUUGAAAGGAAAUAACAGGAUAUUGUCUAUGACUUUGAGGCAGGGAAACUUUUUUUUAAAAGGACCCUGCAGUUCCACUUCUGGAUGUACAUCCUAAAGAAAUUCAUAAAUAUGCUUAAUAAAUAUAUAUAUAUAUAUCUGAAUUGAAAACACCAUAUAUAUUGAAGGGAUAAUGGAUGAAUAAAAUGUGAUAUAUUCAAAUAAUGGAAUGGUGUACAGCAGUUAAAAGCAAUGAACUUGGUCUGUAUUGUGUAACAUGAGUAGUUAUCUAAUGUUGAGUGAAAAAAAAUCAAGAUCCAGAUGAAAUAUACCAUAUAAUAACAUUCAUGUAAAUUGGAGUGAAAUCAUUCACAAAGAAUAGAACUAUGUUUUUAUUAUUGAAAUAUGUGUGUAAAACUAUUUUAAAUGGAUUAAAAAGGACACAUAACAAAUUACUAAUGGUGUUGUCUCUGGCAGGAGAUUAGGAUUGAGGGUGUUGGUGGAAGGGGGUUUUUAGCUUUACUUGUCAUUUUUAUGCCUUAAAAAGA
Messenger RNA from Hippopotamus amphibius kiboko, 4606 nucleotides. RefSeq names its product zinc finger protein 568 (gene ZNF568). Gene Ontology annotation, biological process: regulation of DNA-templated transcription. The transcript is spliced from 6 exons. The record is from RefSeq and is a predicted model, not a curated record. Lineage: Eukaryota; Metazoa; Chordata; Mammalia; Artiodactyla; Hippopotamidae. The coding region runs from base 1483 to 3423 and encodes 646 amino acids. Gene Ontology annotation, cellular component: nucleus.